Messenger RNA from Schistosoma turkestanicum, 1938 nucleotides. NCBI's taxonomy places the organism in Eukaryota, Metazoa, Platyhelminthes, Trematoda, Strigeidida, Schistosomatidae. The record is from the annotation of a GenBank genome assembly.
AUGGAUAUGAAUUUCAGACAGUAUUGUCAACCAACGAACAUAACUACUGAUAUUCAUGACACAAACGACGGUAAUCAAUUUACAGAAAAUAGGCAAAGAGAAUUCGACAACUCAAGUACAAGUGUAAUAGUUACAAAUCAUGCUGAUGAACAUAUCCCCAUUAAUAUAACCUCUUCAACUAUAUCAACUUCGAUUAUUAAUCCAACUAAAACCUGCAAUAACAAUUACGAUACUAAUGAUAAUAAUAUUGCAAAUAAACUGCCAAUGUGUACCAAUUUUUCACGUAAUAAUACAUUGAAUCCAAUUUUCAACUUUUGGCGUAAUUCCACAAGACGUUCAGGCAAUUGGGGUAGUCGUACUGGUACUAAAAAAUCAUUUGUAUGGAAAUAUUUUUUUCAUCCUGAAUUACAUUUGGGUACUAAAGAUUUAACUCAUACACAAUGUAUUCUAUGUGACAGUUUAUUAGCAUUUAAUAAUUCUGGUACAACAACCACCAUGUUGAAUCAUUUAAAAAGUCGUCAUAAUGAAAUUGUUCAACAAGAAUAUCAACAAACUAAAAAAUCACGUUCCGGUUUUUUAUCAUUAAGAGAAAUUAAUAAAAUGACUAAAUUAAAUUAUAAUUUAACAAGUGAUAAAACGAAAUUAAUUGAUUGGUCAAACAAUUUGAUGACAUCAUCGUCAUCUUCAUCAUCUUCAUCAACAGCAGCAGCAGCAGCAUCAUCAUCAUCAUCUUCAUCAUUACCGAUGACAUCAUCUUAUACAAAUGAACGUAAUCAUCCAACUCUGUCAUCAAGACGUACUCAUCGUGGACGUCCACCUGGUUCAUAUAGAUACUCUGAUUAUACCAUGUUAAAUCAUAAAUUCAGUCAUAUCAGUCAUGAAAAGAAUGAUAAUAUAAAUUGUUUGCUGAAUAUAAACAAUCCGAAUAUGAAUAAUAACUAUGGAGAAAAAAAAGAUACAGUUGAAGAUAACCAAAAUCUAAAUCCAUUUCAAACACAAAUUAAAGUACAUACUUCUAGCCCAUCAUAUGGCUUUAAUAAUGAAAAGGGCACAAAUUCAUCCGAUUCUCUAUGGUCAGUUCCAAAUAUGUUUCCAAUGUUUCAUAAUUCACAGUUAUUUAAUACUUCAUUAUCAUUAGGCAAUAAAGAGUUGACAAAUCCCAAUGAAGCAGCACUAUCCAUGGUUUCCUCAUUAAAUUUAAAUGAUCAACAUAAACAAAAUUCAAAUUUAACAAAAGAUUUAUUUUCUGAAUUAUUUACUAGUUAUCUUUCCACUUCAAUGAAUCACCUUUCAAAUGUACAAUUUAAUUUAUCUGAACUAACUAAUUUAUACAUGAGUGAAUUAUACAAACAAAUUAAUCAACAAUCCUUAUUGUCUAAGAAUGAUCAAAAAAUUGCCAAUCAAUCCAAUCUAACUAAUUGUUUAAAUUCAUUAGAUUUAUCAUCUUCAAAUAAUACAUUAAAACAACAAACUUUUAUCAAUGAAAAUCCAGUACAGUAUAAUAAAUUCCAUACAAACAACACAUUGUCUCAAUAUCAAAAUCAAUUUUUGCAUAAUUCACUGCCUACAACAACAAAUUUCUCUCUAAAAUAUCAUCAUCAAUCAUUACCGUUUGAUUCAAAUGAACCACUUGAUCUUAGUUUAUCUACAUAUAAACAAAAAAUUGAACAAGAAAAAAUGGAAAAUAUUUCCUGUGUUAAAUCUUACCAUGAAAAUUCCCCAGUAUUUAUAAAUGAUCCUGAUAAAACUAAUGAAGACUGGUGUAAUAAUAUAUCAGCGUUUACAAAAGUUCAUCAUCAUCAUCAUACAAAAGAAUCAUUAUCGAAAUCUCCAGAUCAAUCAUCAAAUCAGUCAUUAAUGAAGAAAGAAAAUUUAGAAAUUUCAAAAAAUUGUACAAGUACAAAUGCAACACAUAAUGCAAGUGUAUUCUGUUAUUAA